AUGAAGUACACACAGCACUUAUCGCUUGCCGCCAGUAUCAUCUCAGACAUGAGACUCGAUAGACCGCGAAUAGCAAGUCUAUGGGCGUUGAGUAGAGAGAACAAGCAUGCAAGUGGUGAGAUGACGCAUGAUGAGCAGAGAGCAUUAGCCGGGACUUAUUAUCUUUCAUCAAGUUCUGCGGUCUUGUUGCAAAAGUCACAUCAUUUUCGAUACUCACCGUACAUCCUCGAGUGUUGCCACAAGCUUCUCGCGUCAGGCUCAUUCCCGACGGACAGACACCUUCCGUACAUCAUUUAUCUCCAAAAACUCACCGAAGAAGUCGACGAUGCUGUCAUUGAAGCUUCAGGUACCGUUCGUGGAUCAAGACAAGGUCAUCUCCCCGCGGAGCUUCAAAGGAUCAGAGAACGAUACAUGUCCACAAAGUCGUCUCUUCCAUUCCCUCUCAGUGAAAGUCGUGAGUACUUCCUUUGUCUCUUAUACGGAGGCCUGACUGACAGCACAGCCACUAUUCUUCUGCAACUCCAUGUACUCGACCUCAUCAUAUGUCAACCCUCACCAGACGGCAUCUCCUAUGGUCCAAAUGGUUUCCAAAGCCUUCAACAAAACGCAGACCAAAAUCGCUUUCUCGAUUGGUUAUCCCAAAGCAUGUCGGCCGCCAAAUCCCUCAUAAGCGUGGUACUACUCCUACCCCAAGGCGAAGAGGAUAGUAUGCCCAACAUAGGCUGGAUUAUGCUGUACUGUGCGGUUUCAUUGGCUGUACGUCUCGAUCUCGUUGCCGCACAGCCAGAGAAUGCACAAACAGCGGGUCACCUCCGUCGAAUUCUCGAUAUGUCGCAUACGCUGCGUCAGAUCGUGCUGAGAAUGGAGGCUGCUUCGGGGCCUGAUACCGGCGACGUCGAACCAAGUCCCUACUGGGAUCUUGCGAGGCGCGCGAGAAGGAUAGAAAGGUGGUAUAUGGAUCGCUGCGGACCUGUCGAAUCGCCUGAGGUGGGAAGUAUAUUUGCGUCAAGUGAACCAUCUCCCGCAAACCCCUUUUCAGGAACAGACAUGGAAUUUACCCCAUCCUCGUUCCAGGAUACAAGCUUGGUACCGAGUCUGCAGAUCACAGGUGAACCUGAGCCUGAACCAUGGAUGACAAAUCUGCUGGCAGAUCUUGAAGUCGACCCGGCAAUGGAGAACUUGCUCUUCACAGGUCCCUUUGACUUUUUGGGGGAGAGAUGA
Molecule: messenger RNA, 1221 nt
Organism: Fusarium pseudograminearum CS3096
Lineage: Eukaryota; Fungi; Ascomycota; Sordariomycetes; Hypocreales; Nectriaceae
Exons: 2
Coding region: 1-1221 (406 amino acids)
Source: RefSeq, a predicted model, not a curated record